UGUUCUCAGAACUACUAGUAUGAUAUAAUUAAUUAUAACAAUAUUUAAACUAUAUUGUAUUGUAUGUAUCUCGGUCACGGUUCAGAGUUCAUAAAUUAAAUUCUUUGUCUGCAAGUCAGUGUUAUUUUGAAUCGGGUUCAAUAAUCGACAAGAACAUACUCAAUGAAUGUUUAUAAUUUCAAUGACGUUCCAAUCCGCUAUUUACAUAUUUGAUUGCGAUGAGCUGGAUUUGCGAUGACAAUAUUGAGCCAGUAGUUCCCACCUGUUGUUCGAUUGAAGCUGAUUUUAUCGACCUACAUUGUUAUCAUUCAAAAAUUUGUGCUGUGAAUUUCUUAUUUAUAAUCAGCAUGUAUCAUAAGGAAAGGAUCUAAUUAUUAUUAAAUUUCUCAACAAGCUAAGAAGUACGGAAAUGAGUUUCUUGGAGGCCAUACUCAGGAUACCACUUACUCGAAAACAACCAAUUCUGUACGGGUUUAUGUUCCUUUUUGGUAUUUCCAGUCUUUUCACACUUUCAUCAAGAAUAGACAUGCGUCAGGAAUCGGACCUGGUUCAUCAACUGGCUGAAUCACAAACAGAGUAUAAUAAACUGGAUGACAACUACAGAAAAAAAGUAGAAGAAGUGCAAGUCCUACGUCAGCAAUUGGAGGCUUUGACGAACGAUUCCCCAACUAAAGUUUUGAGCGAAACUCAAACUAAUUCGAAGACAGUUUCACACAAUGUGAUAAACUUGACGCCGUUUCAAAAGAACCCCAUUGAUUCCUCUGAUAUGAUGCGUCUGCCCAGUGGCUAUGACUUCUUACCUCAUCUACUACUCAGUCCAUCCAGUAUCAACCCUUCUUUUAUUCUGUCUAAAGGGCGGACAGGAGUUUCAGUAGCAUUUGGUAUACCGACAGUCAAACGUGAAGAUCAAAUUUACGUCCUUGCCACGUUGCAGAAUCUAUUAGAUGGCAUGUCUCAAGUAGAAAAAGAUAAUACUAUUAUCAUUGUGCUUAUAGCUGAGACUAAUGAGGACUAUAUUCUUCAAAUAACAAAUAGCAUCCAACACGACUUUCAACCGCACUUAGAUUCAGGGCUGAUAGAGGUGAUUGUUCCUGCAGCAUCGUUCUAUCCCGAUCUGUCUAAAAUCAAAACAAAUUAUUUGAAUGAACCCACUGACCGGUUUCAUUGGCGUACUAAGCAAAACCUGGACUUCGCCUACCUGAUGAUGUACUCGCAUACAAAAUCCAAGUACUAUGUCCAACUGGAAGACGAUAUUCUUGCAAUACCUAAUUUUGCAACUAUUAUGGUGAAAGCUGCACAUGAGGAAACAGCUACGAAAGAGUCCUGGGUUGUGAUAGACUUCUGCAACUUGGGGUUUAUCGGAAAAUUAUUCAAGUCGGUUGACUUGCCACAAUUUGCUCAAUUCUUAUUGAUGUUCCACACUGCGAAACCAGUUGAUUGGUUACUGCAUUAUUUCAUAUCCACCCUGGUUUGCCACUUGGAAAAAGACCAUGACAGUGAAUUUGGAAAGGUCGCCCUCUACUUUCCUCAUAAAAAUCCGGAUGCAUCAGUCUACUCGGAGGCCAUUGGCUAUAAACGUCACACUCUGCAGCAAGUCUACACAGGCAAAAAUUUCUUCUGGAGUCUGCAAUCUCAAUAUAUGGAUCACAUGUGGUUCGUUUUCAAAGAGCCACUGAUUAUAAAAAGGUAUUUAUUUCGAAGUGGCAAUGCAGAACAUCCAUCAUACAUAUUUUGCAAUACAUCAGUAGAAGUACUUCCGAAGAACCCUUUGCCAGAAUCGGAAAGAUUACCACGAACAGAUGAUGGCUAUAUUGUUGUGGGAGCGUUUAACAGUAAAGGUGUUGCAGAAGGAACCUUGGGUCGUCGGUAUGGUCUUAUAAGAGAGCUUCGAUUAACUAUCUAUGGAGAUUAUAACCACGUGGUGAUUCUUAGUGAGAUUCAUAUCGAGCCAGAGAAUAGCAGUUGAAAAUCGCUCUACACUAGGCACGACUUUCAUCAGAAACGAUUAGAGUAUCUCCAGCCACGAUGUUACGCAUAAUCAGCAAAAAUCACACUAUACUUAUCAUCGGAAGAAAAUCUGAAAAUUUCAAAAAACUUGACUUCAUUUUUUCACUUUUUGCUAUUAGAAAAAACGACUAGCAGUCAGAUAUUUUACAAUAAAUGAAUUGAUCUAUUUAUAUUUUAUUCAAAUUCAUUCAUUGUAAAAUAUCUGACUGCUAGUCGUUUUUUCUAAUAGCAAAAAGUGAUUUAAUAAUAAGCAGUUCGUGAUGGAAAACAACAUUGAAGAAUUCAUUUUUUCGUUCAUAAUGUCCAUCCUCAACAGUAGAAACGCUAUUUCCAGUUUGCAGAAAUUUAAUACACAUAAAAUUGGCCUAUCUCAAUGUUAAAUUAUAUUUUGAAUGAAUGAAUUGAAUGAAUCUUUAUUUGCCAAAAACAAAAUACAAAAAAGCUUUACAACAAAUAAAUAUAUGCCACUGCACUUAACUAAAAUACAUACAUAAAAAUUAGGGAACUAUAAAUAAUAAUGAUUGUGGCUAUAUUCACUUAUUAAUACAGUCAGCAUUCCAAAAAAAUAUCAUCUGACAGUUUUAAGAAGUAAAUCUUAUUUUUUGCGAAGAAAUUAAUCGAGGAAAUAGAUUUUUGGAGAUAAUUGUUUCUGGGUAAAAAUAAGAAUACUAGUCUCAUAGUCGGCUCAGAUGAUUAAUGAUGAUUUAAAAUAAUAUUAAUUCCAUCAUUUUAUAAUCGUUCACUAUUUAUUAUGUUCAGUUGGUUGCAAUACUACUCUAUAUUUUGUUUAAUUUGUUAAAACUUGCUUGUUUUUAAUAAUUAUUCUACAUUUUAUAGAAAAGUUUCUGUACAAAAAGAAACAAGAAGGUGUAGACUUUUUAUUCAUUGUAUUAAUGUUAUUAAUUGAUAAUUUAUCUUAAAAUCUCAUGUAAUAAGAAUCAUCGUUGUAAAUAAUAUGAGAGAAAGUCUCACAUUAAAUAAUUAUAAUCUCAACUGCAUACUUAACACUCCAAACUGCCAGUUCUUUUAUGGGAGGCAUGUUUUUAUGGCAAAUUGGAGUGAAUCUAAUUUAACAGCUUUUAACUAACGAACAGUGAAAGUUGUCCUAAUUUUUUUAUCAAUAUUUAAACGGUUAGUGACGAAGUUUAUUAAUUAAAAUGAAUAAAAUGCUAGUAUUUAAUACAAUAAAAAUUAACGACUCAUCUAGAUUACUGAGUAUUGUUUUUGUAUUUUUUCAAGCUUUAUUAAUAAAGGCUUUACCAGAGUUAAAAUUAUAUUGUAUCACAUUAUCACUAUGAAUAAUGAUCUCAAUAACUGAGAACUUAAAUUCCAUUAUUCUUAUUGAUUGGAGAAAACUGAAACCAAUGCCUUGAAGUGUAGAAUAACAUGUUAUCAAAAUGAAAUAAUCACUUGAAAUUUGAUUGAUUGAACAGAAAUUGAAUCAAUAAAAUUAUUAUUUAUUUGUAUUGGGUAUUAAAACUUU
Molecule: messenger RNA, 3490 nt
Organism: Nilaparvata lugens (brown planthopper)
Lineage: Eukaryota; Metazoa; Arthropoda; Insecta; Hemiptera; Delphacidae
Product: alpha-1,3-mannosyl-glycoprotein 4-beta-N-acetylglucosaminyltransferase B
Exons: 11
Coding region: 410-1966 (518 amino acids)
Biological process (GO): protein N-linked glycosylation
Cellular component (GO): endoplasmic reticulum-Golgi intermediate compartment; endoplasmic reticulum; Golgi stack
Molecular function (GO): acetylglucosaminyltransferase activity
Source: RefSeq, a predicted model, not a curated record